AUGACUACUGAUGACAACACUGGUGUUGUUGACAUUAAUAAACCAUUUCGUUUUGAGGGUAACCAUUUUAAAAGAUGGAAACAGAAGAUGUUAUUUUUUUUUAGAAUGAAAAAUGUUAACUUUGCUCUGACUACUGAUAAACCUACUGUUUCUGAAAAUGCUGAGAAUGAUGAAAAGGACAAACAAACUAAUGGAUUAGAGGCUUGGGUCGAAAAUGAUUUUCUGUGCAGAAAUUUCAUUCUGAAUGGUUUAUCUGAUGACCUUUAUUAUUAUUAUAAUUCUAACAAAAAUGCUAAGGAAAUCUGGGAUGCACUGCAAAAGAAGUAUGACAUUGAGGAGGUUGGAACCAAGAAUUAUGCUGUCAAUCGAUACCUCAAAUUCCAGAUGACUGAGGACAAGUCAGUGGAAGCCAAGUCUCAUGAACUUCAAAAAUUCGCUCAUGAAAUCAUUUCUGAAGGUAUGUCUUUAGAUGAACAAUUUCAAGUUGCUGUGAUUAUUGAAAAAUUGCCCCCUGCAUGGAAAUAUUUAAAAAAAUUUCUCAGGCUUAAAACAAAAGAAUUUUCAUUGGAAAGUCUAAUCACUAGCCUUCGCAUUAAGGAGGAAGCUCGUAAACAAGACCAGUAA
Humulus lupulus (European hop) is the source of this 624-nucleotide messenger RNA. RefSeq lists its product as uncharacterized. NCBI's taxonomy places the organism in Eukaryota, Viridiplantae, Streptophyta, Magnoliopsida, Rosales, Cannabaceae. The transcript has a single exon. The coding region runs from base 1 to 624 and encodes 207 amino acids. The record is from RefSeq and is a predicted model, not a curated record.